Molecule: messenger RNA, 1011 nt
Organism: Pogona vitticeps (central bearded dragon)
Lineage: Eukaryota; Metazoa; Chordata; Lepidosauria; Squamata; Agamidae
Gene: CYB5D2
Product: cytochrome b5 domain containing 2
Cellular component (GO): membrane; endomembrane system
Source: RefSeq, a predicted model, not a curated record
UUGCUCCGCCCCUAGGCUUGCAGAGCGCAGGCCGUGUCGGCUCCGCCCCACUCGGAGCUGUCCAAUCCACGCCCCGAUGCUGCGCGGGGGAGCGCUGGCGGUCUUGGCUCUCGGCUGCGCGGCCGCCUGGCUCUGGCAUCGCGGGUUCGAUCCCCGCUCGUGGCUCGGGGAUCCCGUCUUGAGCGCCGCCGAAUUGAGCCGCUACACGGGGACGGAGGAGAGCGCCGGGCUGUACCUGGCGGUGCUGGGGCAGGUCUUCGACGUGCAGCGGGGACGCCGGCAUUACGGGCCCGGGGGCGCUUACAGCUUCUUCUCAGGUAAAGAUGCUUCCAGGGCUUUUGCAACAGGCGACUUUACCCCAGCUGGACUGGUGGAUGAUAUUUCUGGCCUUUCGCCCUCGGAAAUGCUGAUCAUCCAGAACUGGCUUUCCUUCUAUACUAAGAAUUACGUGCGUAUCGGUAAAGUGGCCGGGCGAUUCUACCACGAAAACGGGACACCUACCGAGGUUCUGCGGCAAGCCUGGGACCUCAUUGAAAAUGGACAGAAGCUGCAGGCUCAGGAAGAGGAGAAGAAGCAGCAGUUUCCGCCGUGCAAUUCAGAAUGGAGUUCCACUGGAGGAAGUCGUGUCUGGUGUUCCAAACAGAGUGGAGGAGUCAACAGAGACUGGACCGGUGUCCCCAGGAAGCUGUAUGAGCCAGGAUCCCACCGCAGUCAUUGCGUGUGUGUGAAGACGGAAGGGUCAUCUCAUUACAGUCCCAAUCUACAAGAAUAUGAAGGGUGCCACCCACUCUCUGACUGGUGUGCUUUGAAAGACUGAUCCACUUCUGUCUCUCCAGACAGUGUUAGGUGUGCGCCUGUCCUCUUGUCACUUCCACAGACCUGUGAGAUUCAGACAGCCCACUGAGAAUGGGUCUCUUUUGUAAUCCUUCCUGCCAAUACGGGAGCGCUCAUCCAGAGAAACGGGGGAUCUCGCCCACUCUCCAAGCGAGGGGAGUACUUGGUGGUUCUUGU